UCCCACUCCCACCUCCAUGAACGGAAAGCCAAAAAAUUCAGCAUCAAAGACAACUAUAGUCGCUGUAUCAUGCACUUUGGCAGCUGCAGUUAUUUGUGCAGUCACUGGGUUUGUGUGGAUUUGGUGUAAAAAUCGUGAUAAAGAGGGAAGAAAACGAACAAGAAAGUUGUAUUUGAUAAAAGACAAACAUUUAAAAGAUGGGAUACAGGACCUUGAAAACAAUCGGUCGCCCAAUACCCAAACCAUCGAGACCCCCGUGGAAAGACUCCCGUUAGUGGGAGAUGGAGUAGGGGACAGACUGCCUCCAGACGGAAGCGAGCAGGAUAAUUUGGUGCUAGGUAUAAAGGAAAGAGGCCAAGAGAGAUUAGAGUCGGGUGAGGGGAUAGCUGAUGCUGACAUUUUCACACCUGACAAACACCUGAGUGUCGACGAACAGCGGGAUUGUGGAGAGAUAUCUGAAGAGACCGAGGAAGGAUCCGAAAACUUGGAAAAUCUUGAAGUGUUCGAUGAAAUACUCGGAGAAGGCGAAUUUGGAAUCGUCUACAAAGGUCGAUAUAGUGGGAAAGAUGGAAACAUAACGGAUGUAGCUGUGAAGAAGUUAAAAGACCCUAGUGCCAUUGCCAAAGAAACCCUGCUUAAUGAGAUAAGGACCUUAAAGCAAGCUGGGAAACAUCCCAAUAUUGUCACUUUGAUUGGGACAAGGAUAGAGAGAGGAAACGUUCUUGUGGUCACUGAAGUGAUUCAUGGUGGCAGUCUGGAAAAUCUUUUGAGGGCACCAGGGGAAAGGAACAAUUAUCAUAACGUCUGCUGUAAGCUGAAUGACCGGCAACUGGUCAUAAUUGCAUUUCAAAUCGCCACCGGAAUGCAACACUUAGAGGAGAGAAAGUUUGUCCAUCGCGACCUAGCAGCGAGGAAUAUUUUAGUUGAUGCCAACUUGGUGGCUAAAGUUGGAGACUUUGGAUUAGCCAGGGACAUAUCCGCUGCUGGUAUAUACACCAUAACCUCUAGC
Molecule: messenger RNA, 1009 nt
Organism: Pocillopora verrucosa
Lineage: Eukaryota; Metazoa; Cnidaria; Anthozoa; Scleractinia; Pocilloporidae
Source: RefSeq, a predicted model, not a curated record